This is a messenger RNA of Oryzias latipes (Japanese medaka), 3313 nucleotides long. It is a transcript of the gene prodha, whose product is annotated as proline dehydrogenase (oxidase) 1a. Gene Ontology annotation, molecular function: proline dehydrogenase activity; FAD binding. The record is from RefSeq and is a predicted model, not a curated record. Gene Ontology annotation, cellular component: mitochondrion. NCBI's taxonomy places the organism in Eukaryota, Metazoa, Chordata, Actinopteri, Beloniformes, Adrianichthyidae.
AGGAUGACAGGCAGCCAUUCCAAAGGCGCGCGCGCUCAAUACCCGUCACCACAGCAGCUGCCGUCAGAGGGUCCCCUCGUGUACUUUUAAAGGACUUCUGCGUUCACACAGAGACAGAAACCAUGUCGUACUCCACGUUUGUCGCAUCUCUCGCGCGGGCAAACUCCAGGAACCUAAGGAACUUUGCCGUUCCACCUGCAAGAUGUCGGUCGACGGUCGCAUCCCCGAAACGACAGGAAGAGAAGGAGCGGAUGGAGGAGUGCCCCGUGGUGGAGGCUCAGCCGGUCGAGCUGAUCAGCCAGACGAAAAAUGUCCCAAACGCGCAGGCGAAGAGCAUUCACAUCGACUUCGACAACACACAGGAAGCCUACAAAAGCAAGAAGAACAUCGAAUUGCUCAGGAGCCUGCUGGUCUUCAAGCUCUGCACCUUUGAUGUUCUGGUUGAGAGAAACAAGGAGUUGAUGGCGCUGAGUAAGAAGCUGCUGGGUCAGCGCAUGUUCGAGAAGCUCAUGAAGAUGACCUUCUACGGGCAGUUUGUGGCCGGUGAGGACCACAACGCCAUCAAGCCUCUGAUCCAGAAGAACCAGGCGUUUGGCGUGGGGGCCGUGCUGGAUUACAGCGUAGAGGAAGACCUGACCCAGGAGGAGGCUGAGAAAAAGGAAAUGGAUUCCUGUGUUUCUGAGGCGGAAAAAGAAAGCCCAGGUGCUGAUCACCGUGAGAAGAAAUACAAAGCUCACCGUCAGUUUGGAGACAGACGAGGCGGAGUUAUCAGCGCUCGGACCUACUUUUAUGCAGAUGAAGCAAAAUGUGACAAGCAGAUGGAGACCUUCAUUAACUGCAUUAAAGCUUCCAGUGGUGCUUCCAAUGAUGGGUUUUCUGCGAUCAAGCUUACGGCUCUCGGACGGCCACAAUUUCUUCUCCAGUUUUCAGAGGUUCUGGUUAAAUGGAGGCAAUUCUUUAACUACCUUGCAGCACAACAGGGAAAAUCUGACAUGUGUGUUUUGGAGCAAAAGCUGGAACUGGAGCAGCUGAAGGAAAACUUGGCUCAACUUGGCGUUGGAGCCAAAGACGACAUUGAAAACUGGUUUACGGGGGAGAAGCUGGGCCUGUCGGGAGCUAUUGAUCUGCUGGACUGGAACAGCUUGAUAAAUGACACAACAAAAAUCUCCAACCUUCUUAUGAUACCAAAUCUUGAGACCGGCCACCUGGAGCCUUUGCUGAACAAGUUCACUGCUGAGGAGGAGAGUCAGAUGAAGAGAAUGCUGCAGAGAGUAGACGUUCUGGCAAAGCAUGCUGUGGCGAAUGGAGUGCGGUUAAUGGUGGAUGCAGAACAGACGUACUUCCAGCCGGCUAUUAGUCGGCUGACGCUGGAGAUGCAGCGGAAAUUCAACCGGGAAAAGCCGGUGAUUUUCAACACCUACCAAUGCUACCUAAAGGAAGCCUACAACAACGUCACUCUGGAUGUGGAGCUGUCUCGGAGGGAAGGCUGGUAUUUCGGUGCAAAACUGGUCCGUGGAGCUUACAUGUACCAAGAGCGAGCCAGGGCACAGGAAAUUGGCUACGAAGAUCCAAUAAACCCAGACUAUGAAGCUACUAACAGGAUGUAUCACAAGUGUUUGGAUUAUGUGCUGGAAGAGAUUGAGCACAACAGGAAGGCUAAUGUCAUGGUGGCAACGCACAAUGAGGACACAGUGAAGUUCACUCUGGAAAAGAUGAAUGAAAUGGCCCUCUCCCCCACCGAGAAUAAAGUUUACUUUGGACAGCUGCUCGGGAUGUGUGACCAGAUCAGCUUCCCGCUAGGUCAAGCGGGUUUUCCUGUGUACAAGUACGUCCCAUACGGCCCCGUCAAUGAGGUGAUCCCGUACCUGUCCCGGCGUGCUCAAGAGAACCGCGGCUUCAUGAAGGGAUCUCAGCGAGAGCGCAGCCUGCUGUGGAAGGAGGUGAAGCGCAGGCUGCUCUCCGGACAGGUCCUCUAUAAGCCUGUUUACUGAAGGACAAGCUCGGGACGUACCGACAAUCUGCAUUCCACCAUAUGAUGUGUACCAUUAGCUGCUGUUUGUACACUAAGGGUAGCGACUGAGAGGAGACACAGGACUGCUUUAUGGGAAGAGACUAGUUUGGCUUUUUACAAAGCUGCUCCAGCAAAACACCCAUCAAUUUACAGUGAAAUAUUUCAAUAGGAGUCUAAUUUGUUCAUUUUAAUUAGUCAAUAAUACAAAUCAGAUAAAUAAAAGCUUCUAUUUAAUAGGCAUACUUUUAAUGUCUUCACUCUAUGGGGUGGAACAGGUGAAAAGGUUUCUUGCAAAAGUCCAAAAAGUGGUUUAAUAGAGAUAUUAGAUUUUUUUGACAGGGUUAGUUUAGUUGUUUUUAGUUUUAAUAUGCAGAGAGUUCGCUGCUCCCUAAAGUGCCUUCUUGAUAUUUAACUGUUUUUGUGAAAACAAUCACUUGUUUAUUAGGUUGGGUUUUCAUUUUUUUCUGCAUAAACAGCACUCCAAUGUCCUUGUACAUUUUUCAUUAGGAUGGAAAUUGCUCGUUUAAGAUUCACUCAUUUUUAUCCGUAGAGACACGUUUGUCAGUGUUUUGAAUGCAUCUUCUCGAUAUGUCACAUAAAGACGUCAAUUAAUGUUUGUUUUAGAUUUUAAAGUAUUUUGUGUAGUUCGACUUAUUUCUUUUUAAGAAUGACCAUUUCCAAUAAACGUGCACAUUUGAAAAACUGAAGCCCCAAAUGAUUUACUUUUAAAGUGCCAAUGUUUUUGCACAUUACUGAGUUAAUGAACUGUAAACUUUGGAACUGCUCAAUUAGCUGUACCUGUAGUGUAUUUUCUUUUUUCUUUUCUUGGAAAGAAUCAACUGGAGCAAUUUCGAUGAAUCCAUUUCAGGAAGCAUUAACGCUCCAUUUCUUGGCACGUGCUGGAUGGAGCUACAGCUGCAGUAUUCUGUGAAUUCCAGAACGCCCUCCAGUUACCAAAACCAACCAUUCAAAUCACGCAAGUGAGUUUCUUGGAAGCGUGACCUGAGCCUCUCUGAAUGUAGCAUUUUGUUCCAGUGCAGGUGAAACAGUCAGUGGCUUUGCUUUUGAGGUGUCUCCUGGUAUGGGUGUGUCUGAUCUGUUGUUUGACAAACUCCUUUCUAAUGUGGAAGUUGUGCCAUGAAUGGCUGGUUUAACUGAAUGGGAUCAAAAAAUGGGAUCUGGGGAAAUUUUUGUGCUAAAAUCCCAAAGGUGGUGUUAUGUUCCUUGCAGCAUUUAAGGCCUUGUUUAAAAGAAAAGUGUUCUUUUUGUAGAUAAUCUAAUAAAAGAUGUAUAAAAACCCUG